This is a messenger RNA of Colletotrichum fioriniae, 1260 nucleotides long. It is a transcript of the gene rio2, whose product is annotated as Serine/threonine-protein kinase rio2. NCBI's taxonomy places the organism in Eukaryota, Fungi, Ascomycota, Sordariomycetes, Glomerellales, Glomerellaceae. The record is from RefSeq and is a predicted model, not a curated record. Gene Ontology annotation, molecular function: protein serine/threonine kinase activity; ATP binding. Gene Ontology annotation, cellular component: nucleus; preribosome, small subunit precursor; cytosol. Gene Ontology annotation, biological process: maturation of SSU-rRNA; protein phosphorylation.
AUGCAUUUGGAUACCAAGGCACUGCGGCACCUGGCCGCCGAGGACUGGAAGGUCCUCGCAGCAGUUGAACAAGGCACCAAGAACCAUGAGCUGGUCCCGACGUCACUGAUCGAGAAACUAUCACGCCUCCGUGGCGGCGCCAACGGAGUUCACCGUUCCAUCUCCAACCUCGCCAAGGUUGGCCUCAUCGCCAAGGUCAAGGAAGCCAAGUACGAUGGAUACCGCCUCACCUACGGCGGUCUUGAUUACCUCGCGAUGCACCAAUACUCGACGCGCAAGGAAGUCUACAGCGUUGGCAGUAGAGUCGGAGUCGGCAAGGAGAGCGAUAUUGUUAUGGUUGCCGACGACAGAGGCGUGCAGUGCAUUCUCAAGAUCCACAGACUCGGUCGUAUCUCUUUCCGGACAGUCAAAUCGAACCGAGACUACCUCAAGAACAAGCAGUCAGGAUCCUGGAUGUAUCUUUCCAGGCUCGCCGCAAUGAAGGAGUUCGCUUUCAUGAAGGCCCUGAAGGAUGAAGGAUUUCCGGUGCCCGAACCUAUCGCUCAGAACCGACACACCAUUGUCAUGUCCUUCAUCGAUUCGUUCCCUCUCCGCCAAAUAUCCAACGUCCCAGACCCUGCGCUGCUCUACUCUGAGCUGAUCGAUCUGCUUCUCCGCUUGGCUAAGCAUGGACUUAUCCACGGCGACUACAACGAGUUCAAUAUCCUCAUCAAGGAAGAAGUAUCCGUCACAACGGAAGAAGGGGAUGAGGAGUCCAUCAAAUUGAUACCAAUUGUCAUCGACUUCCCUCAAAUGGUGUCGAUGGAUCAUGAGAACGCAGAAAUGUACUUUGACAGGGAUGUCAACUGCAUCAAACGCUUUUUCGAAAAGAGGUUCAAGUUCACCCCCACGACACCAGGACCGUUCUACAAGGACGCAAAGAAGUUGGUUGGCAAGGGCGGUGCCACAAGAAUAGAUGCAACCUUGACGGCAUCUGGCUUCACGAAGAAGAUGGCCAAGGAUUUGGAGAAGGCCAUUCAGGAACAGGCCUCUUCCAAGAAUGAUGAGGGUGAAUUCGUGGGCGAAGACGACGACGAAGAGUACGGUUCCGAGGAAGACGACGAAGAGGAGGAAGAGUCGGGCGAUGAGGCGCCAGACGCGGAGAAUGCAAGCGUACCAACCGCAAAUGGAGAUGGAAAAGAAGCGCAGACAGGUGGAAGAGCAGAGGAUGAAGUUGAUACCCAAAAAUUCUCAAAGUUGACCGUGGCAGAAGAGGCCUGA